AGCGUGGAAAACUUGACGCUGCAGUUCAUUAUAAACAGUCUCGAUUGUUCUUCUCAAGUUGCUUCCUUUUGCUUUUCAUUUCUCACCUCCCUUUCGCUCGUUCUCGACCGUUGUCACACAUCAACUCCAUUCACGCCGGCCUACACUUCCUACCUGGUUUGAAACCCGGUCUUGUCAAAAUGGCUGGCGUCGACCGCAAAUACACCAUGCGCCCGGUCAUUCCCGCGGAGCGCAUGGACUCCUGUGGACGAAUUACUAUUGGCAACAUUCCGGAAGGAAUCACGGAGGCCCAGCUGAAAGCGAACCUCUCCCACCACGGAGAUGCCAAGGUCCACAUGUUCGUCCCCGCCUGCGAACACAGCGCUGGAUGGGCGUGGGUUAGCUUUAGCAACCGGGACGAGGUUGUCAGCGUGCUGCAGACCGCGUACGAGAAGAGUCACGCACGCCAGAAGCUAGAACAGGGAACCGCGGCUGAAGUCGAAGCGACCCCUGCUCCGGAACUCGAGGGAAAAGAUGCAAAGAAGGUUAACGGCGCUUCCGACAAAGAAAGCUGGGCGACCAGCGAGGGCGAAGGCGCCAGCAGCGAUGUCCAAUCCUCAGAGUACUCCCCUGAGCAGUCAGAUGACGAGCCAGGCAGCAGAUAAACUGCUUCUCUUCACCGAAAACAGCAUGAUAUAGCCCCACGGGUUCCAACCCUAUGGCUCCGGGAUUUAACAGUCGCUUGUACUGCUCCAAGAACUUGCUUCGUGGCAGUCGUUCUCUUGUAGCGAUGCCCAGGCUGCUGACAAUGCUUACCAUCUUGGUGAAGCGCCCACUGAUGGUUACGUGCACGUUGCCAAAGUUUGACGUGACUGUGAAAUGGUGGGAUCGUGCCUGCCUCUGAACUUCUCGAACUCCAGAUUCUCCGCCACGGCUGAUGGUGUUGCGGCUUAACUGUUACUAGACGCUCCCAAGGUUGAUUACGCCUAAUCUAGUUGCUUUUCUUGACUCAGAAGGAUUGGUUUUUGCCGCGCAGGCAUUCGACAUCAGGUAGCCUGUCAUACGGGGGGACUGUACAGCGUGGCAUCAGCGAGUUCCCCCGACAGGGAGUAGUUAUUCGCGGCGCAGCCGGUAACAAUCUUCUGCUGAUGCUUGAGUCGUGCCACGCGGUCAGGUAACAGCUAAAAUGUAAACGAUAGCUAGAUGCGUACCGCUCAUCAGUUAUUCAGUGAGACCGUAGCGAGGUGCCUUCCAGCGACUGUAGCUAAUCCGAGGACAAGGUAACACGAC
Messenger RNA from Toxoplasma gondii ME49, 1269 nucleotides. RefSeq lists its product as hypothetical. The transcript has 2 exons. The record is from RefSeq and is a predicted model, not a curated record. Gene Ontology annotation, molecular function: nucleic acid binding. Lineage: Eukaryota; Apicomplexa; Conoidasida; Eucoccidiorida; Sarcocystidae. Bases 180 to 644 code for a protein of 154 amino acids.